GGAGUCUGCGCAGUAGGCGCAGCGCUGAAAUUCAAAUUUGAACGGUAGUUGUUUUUUGUGCAGAGAGAAGAGAAGCUGAGAGAAGAGAGAAGAGAGCCACUCAGCUCCCGCGUCUGUUUUGUGUACACAAAGGAGUGUACAAAACUUUUAACUGUCCAAGUUGUGAAGACAUUGCUUGAGUCGGAAUCAGCCGUCAAAGAUGGAUCCGUUUACUGAGAAACUGUUGGAGCGGACUCGGGCUCGAAGGGAAAACCUCCAGAAGAAAAUGGCGGAGAGACCAAACGCAGCAAACAGAGCGAUGGUCAAAAGGCCCAGGGAGCCACUGGUUGACACAAACAGUGUGAUCAGUGAGCCAGUCACUGAUAAAGCUCCACAGGUGUCCUCCAGGCCGUCCCCCUCCAAGCGCAAGUGCUCAGGGGAAAACGUCCAGCCUGCAGCUGGUGAGGAGAAUCAGGAGCCCACCAUGACACGAGCUGUGACUCAAGUGCUUUCAGAUCCUCCCACAGACAAGAAACCCCCCGCUGGCCCCAUCGGCGUCCGAACCUCCUCCUCCCUGGAGAGAACUGCUACCCGGCCUGUGGUUCAGUCUCAGCCUGGGCAGCUGAAAACUGCACAGCCGGAGCCAGAGAAGAUGACCAUCCCUCCUUCUCCUGAUCCUCCGAGCAGCAGAGAAGUAGAGGCGGUGCAUCUGAGUUCAGCUGUGCAGAGGAGCAAGGAGCACCUGGUGGAAGAUCCAGCUCCUUCUGCUGCUGGAAUGAAGUCCCGUCUUCAGAGGCUGGCGCAGAGAAAGUUUUGGGAUGGAGAUGAUAACUCUGAUGAUGCUGCAGACUGCACCCCAAUCUCAGCGAUGACAAGACAACCUGAGGUCCCAGCAGUGGUCCCUCCUGCAUUCUCAGGUACUCCACUGGGGAGAAAAGGACGACUGGCCAACCUCGCUGCCACCAUCGGAUCCUGGGAAGAUGACCUGAGUCAUGCUAACAUCCCCAAAGAGCAGGCAAAGGAGAAGCCUGGCAAAGCUGUUCCCAAGGUAUCAGUCCAAGGAGACACCGUGGCUUUCAGCACUAAACCAGGUGCUGCGGGUCAUGUGGAGGCCAAGGCAUCUGCAAGCAGCAAGGCUACACCCUCCUCUAAUCAGGUGGCAAAUUCUCUGGUAAAGUCCAGCAGAGUUGUUUUCCCGAGCCCUCAGAAGGUGGACAUUCCUGCAGCCAAGCCAGCACUCCAGUCCGUCUCCAGUCCCCAGAAGAGCUCCAUCCAGGCCAAAGCCCUUCCGUCCAGUCCCCAGAAGACCUACCCCUCCUCUUCAACAUCAGUCCCUCAUAGCCCCCUGAAGAACCCUGUCCUUUCCAGGGGUCUCGACCCCACCUCCAGCCCCCAGAAACCUGAACUCCGGGCUAAACCGUCUAAUGUCCCACAGGAAAAAGUGACAACCGGAGGACCUGGUGUGAAAUCUUUCCUGGACCGAUUUGGAGAGAAGUGUCAGGAGCGUACCAACAACAGCUCCCCAGCAGGGGGUAGCAGUCACAACAAGACCCCAACUGUAACUCCAGCAGUCACACCAAACACCAGACUGGUCCAGGAGAGGCUUAGAGCCGCCCAUGCUGCAAACACCACCACUGCAGAUCUCACCCAAAGACAGAAACUGGAGCGAGAGUCUGAGCUGGCUCAGAUUCGCAGUCGCUUCCAGAAGGGAAACAAUAUGUGGAAAAACAAAGAGGAAGCAGCUGAAACCAACAAAAACACAGACGUCAAGGAGCAGAUUUCCAAACCUGUGGAGGCUGAAGUGGUCCCACGUGAGCCACAGGAUGAACCUGCUGUACCUUUUACUCAGAGAACAGAUACACCCACAAAGUGCACUCCUCCAGGUUUCGGGUUGGUGGACACCCCUCCAGCCUCCACAUCCAGCCCUCUGAGGGUCGGGGUCCAUGCUGCAGAGAAAACCACAGACAAAACCCCAGAUGAAGAGCAGGAGGUCGUUAAAGAGAUAGAGAUGAACGUGGACGGAUCCAUCAACUCAGAGGUGAUCAACGACCUGUUUGAUGGGAUCCUGGAGCAGAGUGAUGAUCAGAAUGACGAAGAGGAGGAGGAGGAAGAUGCUCUGAAUAUCUCCUCCAUGUCUCUCCUCAUUCCGCUGGCAGAGACUGUGGUGAAGAGUCCAGACAGAAGAAUGAUGACAUCGACUCCAGCCUGCUCGUUCCUCGUUAAGAACAACACUCCAGAAGGUAUUUCCAGACCAAGCAAGUUCCAGAGGACAAACAUGAUCCGGACCGCCUCCUCAGACAGCAUUGAUGCCGCAGAUGAGGACCCCAAACUGCUGUACAGCAUUGAUGCAUACAGGUCCAUCAGAGUGAAAGAGACGGAGCGACCCGACAUUAAACAAGUCAUUGUGAGGAAAGAGGACGUCUCGAACCGAGCAGAGGAACCCAGAGGAUCCAGUCUCUUCAGUAUCAAACAGAAGAUGAAGAUUCUGACCAAUGAGCUGAACCUGCAGCAGACAAUCAUCCAUCAGGCCAGUCAGGCGCUAAACUGCUGCACAGAUGAAGAACACGGCAAAGGAUCUCAGGUGGAGGCUGAGGCCGAGAGGCUGCUGCUGGUGGCAACGGAGAAGAGAGAGGCGUUGAAAGCCGAGCUGGACCGUCUGAAAGGAGACCCAGCAGGCCAGAAGAAGGUCCCUGCAGCCCCAGAGCCUGCUGGUAUGUCUGCCUCCAAAGGCUCCAUCACCCUGCAGGAGCUCCGCCUGCCUCUUAAGGCAGAAUUUGUCUGCUCCACUGCCAACAAGCCAGAGUCCACCAAAUACUCCUUCUUCAUCAUGAUUCGAGCCGGAGCAGAGAACACGGUGGCCACGCCGUUAGCCAGCACACACCGCGGCCUCAGCGGGGACACGCUCGCUUUCCCCACCAAGUUCCACAUUCCUGAGGUCUCCAGCAACUUUGAAAUUGAUAUUGAGAUCUACGGCCUGAUGCAGAAGCGUGAGGUCUGCGUUGACAAGAAGAAAAAGUCCAGCAAGUCGAAGAUGAUAUGGAGACAGGUCCAUGAGGCCCAUGAUUUGUGUAUGUCGGCUAUCACUCCAAAAAGAUUCCUUGCCAUCACUAAAAGCGGACAAACACCAGUUGUUGCCAGUCCAGGGGGUCCGAGUGCUGUUCGCACCAGUCACUUCGUCCUGGUCGGAUCACACAAGCUCACCUUGUCCUCCAUCGGGAAAAACAAAUUUCCUCUGGAGAAGAUCAAGUAUGAAGGAGGUGAAAGAGAACUGCUCAGGGACAUGUUUCACACCAAGGUGCCGUUCUUGUGUCCUCUGGAGGGUCAUGUCUUCCUCCAGAUGCAGUGUGAGGUUGGCUCAAAGGUGGAAGGGAAGGGUUUCCUGACAAUGUUCGAAGAUGUCAGCGGCUUCGGAGCGUGGCACAGAAGGUGGUGUGUGUUAUCAGGAUACUGCAUCUCCUACUGGACCUAUCCAGAUGAUGAGAGGCGCAAGAACCCCAUUGGUCGCAUCAACCUGGCUAACUGCACCAGCAAGAAGGUGGAGCCCGUGAACAGAGAGUUCUGUGCCAGACCGAACACAUUUGAGCUGAUCACAGUGAGACCACAGAGAGAGGACGACAGAGAGACGCUGGUCAGCCAGUGCCAGAACACCAUGUGUAUCACCAAAAACUGGCUGAGUGCGGACACUAAAGACGAGAGGAAUCUGUGGAUGAGCAAACUGAGCCAGAUUGUGGUGGACCUGCGUAUGUGGCAGCCCGAUGCCUGCUACAAGCCACUGUAAUCCCUGCACUCUGUCACACCCAGCCCUCUCUCAUGGACUGUCAAUAUCAGUGACGCAUGCAAAUACCAAGUGCAAUACACAGUGACAACUGUUCAAUAUUCUUCUUGUGGAUGAGGCAUCAGACAUUUAAGAAGUAGAGGAGAGCAAAUAAAGCCAUACAUUCAGAACAUUUCAGUAUUCUGUGGAGGAGGAGAAGAAGAAGUCAGCUCUUUGUUUCAUACAUUUUCACUGUUUGGAUGCUUGGAUGUUUUUGAGAAUAUUUCGUGAGCGCGACACAUCAUGCAUGGCUUUAAAUUGUUUGAUUUCGAAGCUGAAAUCAAUCUUUAUAAAUGUUUGAAAUUACAGAUGAAUAUUAAUUUGAAGCACAACAGUUGUACAAUAUUUUAUCCUGCUUGAUGGCACAGAAAAAUACUGAUACCUUUGGAGGUGUUAACUUUAUUUAUUAGCUUUUAUGACUUCUGGCAGGAUUUUCAGGUCUGUUUUCUUCAAUACUAUGUGCAGAUAUUUGACACGCACACUUUUAUUCUGUAUGUUCGUUUAUGUUUAUGUUGUUUCUGUGUGGAAAACUACUCAUGGUCUGCUACAUGCUCUGCACAAUACACACUUUUUGCAACCACAUGCUGGUCAAUAACCAUGUUUUGUAGAUGGACGUGAGACAUUUUUGAUAAGGGUCCUCGUUUUUAUAUGACAGAGUUAGACGGAUGAGGCAGCCAUGUCAUUCAAUGGUCUCUUGGAAUAGCAUUUUGGCCGUUACCUCCUGGUUUUCUGGAGUCAAACCAGAUUUGGACAUGAGCAGAGCUAAGGAGGAGUGAAGGGUGAGCAAACUUAGCUUAAAGUUGUCUUGGUUAGCCAGAUGCAUCCAUAAAAAACAUCAUCUUAAGUCAAAUAGGAUGCUCAUUUUGAGCAGCGAAACAUGGGGGCAGUGUCAGAGUGCCUUUGAGUGUAACUCAACCAAAAACAAGGCUAAAGCAUACCCUGUGUUUAAUGUCUCUAAAUGGGAGCAUCAUUUAGAAAAUAAACAUCAUUCUUUAUUAAAGUAGACCUGAAACUACAGAUUGAGAUUAUAAACCCUUUAGUUUACAGAGGGGAUAAAUCACCUUAGAAGUAGCUUGUUUCCUCAUUCCUCCUCAGUUCUAUACAAUCUACAACUCAUUUGCAAUCAGUGGAGUCGCCCCCUGCUGGCCAUUACAAAGAAUGCAAGUUUAAGGCACUUCCGCAUUGUCUGCUCUUUUAAAACAGGUUAUUUCCAUUCCUUAUAAGAUAGUCUUGUGUUUAAUCACUCCCGGGUUCUGCGCUGACACAGACACAUUGCUAUUGGUAAUCAUGGCUAGCUUAUUAGCUUGCCGUUACUCAAAUGUAAUGUAGAAAGAUAGGGCUCUAAAGUGAUGUCGGUCAUGGGGGAGAAUUCAGCUUCUGUUUUAUUGGCUGCAAACCCUGAGCUCUCAGAAUAACUUGUUGGGCACAUGAUUCGUGUAAAUGUACUGCUCCAGUUUCUGUUUUAUUUUGAAAGGAGGCAGGUUCUUUUAUUUGUAGUAAUAUAUGGAAUACGUGACAUGUUUUUAUACUCGGCUUGUGUUGCUAAUAGAGAGUAUGUAGCUGAUUUUACAGGUGUUCUGUAAAUCUGAUUUCAGACGUUCACACAGUUUGUGCAUGACUCCUACAUUUGUUUUCAUUAUUAAGAAUAUAACCGCAGGGAGUAAGUUAAUGGCUGCAGCGGAUACUUUAAAAAACGUCGAUAUAUUCACGUUGUCAGGUGUUUGUGGAAACUUCAAUAAAUGCCUGCUUUGACCAAAAUAAAUCAGGUUACUGAUGUUGAA
Messenger RNA from Notolabrus celidotus (New Zealand spotty), 5574 nucleotides. It is a transcript of the gene anln, whose product is annotated as anillin, actin binding protein. NCBI's taxonomy places the organism in Eukaryota, Metazoa, Chordata, Actinopteri, Labriformes, Labridae. The coding region runs from base 200 to 3757 and encodes 1185 amino acids. The transcript is spliced from 25 exons. The record is from RefSeq and is a predicted model, not a curated record. Gene Ontology annotation, cellular component: actomyosin contractile ring. Gene Ontology annotation, biological process: mitotic cytokinesis; actomyosin contractile ring assembly; septin ring organization.